UCGAUAGCGACAUCGUUCGUUUCGCAUCCCUAGCAGCUACAAAAAAAAAAAUAAUAAAAAAAUAAAAUAAUAGCUUAGCCCAGCGAAAAGUAGUUAAUCUAUAUGUAUAGUGACCAGUGUAAGCUCUAAAUGGGUACAUAGUGCAUAUGUACACACAGCGACAUGGGCAUGGUGGAGGCGACGACGUCGGAGCUGCGCUUGGAGGCCCAAAACUCGUACACGUACCUCCUGGCGACUCUCGGCCUGACGCUCACUUUCAUCGUGAUGCUGGGCGCGUGUCUCUGCUGCAAGAAGCGCAUUCCCAAAAAUGACUUGAUGGGCCUCGAGGGCAUGGUCAAGCUGAAGAAUCCCGACAAGGUUAUAGUGGUCACCAACCUGGUGAAUAACAGCGAGUCCCAGGCGGAACUGAAUGCUUCAACAGUGUCCAAUGCGGACUCGGAGAAGCGGUCGAGCACUGCGGCUCAUCGCAGUUUGCCGGACAUUCCUGUGGCCGAGAGCAACGACAAUGGGUCCGAACUGUACGAGACUGUGGCGGACAAGCAGCUGCUGGAUGCCCGCAAUGCCCGAAGUCAGAGUCCCCAACCGAGCCUGAAGAAGCAGACCAGCGUGUCACAGCACAGUUCCAUUAGCCAGGCAGACGACGUCAGCUCUCCGUACUCAAGGGUCAAAGGUCUGCCGCACGACUAUGCCAAGCUGAGGGGCACCGAGCACCCGUAUGCCCAGCUAAAUGCUCCGUCCACCUCGCAUGCAGCCAAUCACGGAUCUGCAGCAGCAGCAGCGGCAGCGGCAGUGGUGGCAGGAUCUUCCAGCGAUGGCAUCGAUCCCAUGCACCGCAGCUCCCAGCACAGCGAGGGCUCCAGGGAGCACAAUGACUCGGCUCCAGUGCAAGCUGAGAUACCCGCUGCCUCCGCGAUAGCAGGCAUGAUUUCCGCCAGCCAGGAUCUGCCCUACAUGACGCCACCAAUAGCAAACCAACACUUUAGCGGCGACUCGCAAGACUCUUCCAAGGGUUACACGAGCAUCAGUGUGAGGGAGCCGCUGGCCAACAUUCUGGCACAACAGCCACCGGGCAAGCCCACAAGCAGGAACCCAGGAUUAUCACGCGAUGUGAACGACUCGCACUAUGCCACCGUAUCCGACGAUUCUGAUGAAACGUAUGCCGCCAUCGAGGAUCCCAACAAUCGUCAUGCAGCCAAUGCUGCGGCCGAUAUUUACACCAGCGGAUCGGAAACCUACGCACAAAUCCAGCCCAUGCAGGCCAAUCCCAUUGUAGUUGCCGUCGAGAUCAACAAUAGCAGCAGUGUUCCAGUCGCCAGUCCAUCCGUUGUCAUGGUCGGUGGAAGACCGGCUAGCAGUGUUAGCACCACUGAUCAUAACAUGCCAAUUCCGCCGCCCGUUGACAGUUUGCGGGCGCAGAUGCACUCCCGCCAGGCCUCGUCCUCGUCGAACAACAGCACAUCCGUCUGCAAUCUGGGCUCACCGAAACCGGAAAAACGACAGGCCAACUCGCCGCUGCCGCCAACACCAAAGUCGAGUGUGGGUCAGUCGCACCAUCUUCACGCCGGCAGCAUUAGCAACCUGGCUUCUGGCAGGAACUCGGUCAUAUCUGUGAUUGAGGCGGGCGGAGGAGGCGAUGAGGAGGCCGAAGAGGCGGCGUCUCCCCAGCGCAAGCACAGCAAGAGUCUUAGUCCCUCCAAGGAGGGUGAGAGCAACAAGAAUAUCGAGGGCAUGUACGCCAAGGUUAUGAAGAAGCACAAAUUCUCGCGCAAUUCCCCAUCCUCGCAAAACAACUCGCCUAUCCUGAGCCGGAAGCUACAGCAGGAUGCUCUGGGUGUCAGUCCCUUGGAUAGCGCGGCCGCACUCCUGGUGGAUGCUCAGAAAAGUCGUGGAAGGAGCAAUAGCUACUCGGCCAAGGAUCAUGGCUAUGAAACGAUACCAGCUGAUGGCCAGGCGGCGACGCUACACGAAAAUCGCAAAUCGGAUUGCUAUGCGGCCAAUAUGCUGCAAAAGGAACGACAACAGGAAGGAGGAGGAGGAGGAGCUAUGGCCCAGCCCGUGAUAGCGACAGCUACUAUCAGCUCCAGCACAAAGCACUACGAGACUAUUCCUAACCAGCCACAGCCACAGGCACAGCUGCCGCCACCGCUGCCGUCCAACAGCAACAACGAUCCCGGCUACGAGCAACUCCACCUGCAUCCAGUACCCGCUGGCGAGGAUGAGGCCAAAAAGUCCUCGGACUACGAUCCCAACUACGAGGUCCUCAAGAGCCGCGCCCAUUCGGACGACGGUUACGCUAAGGUGCUGGAGAAGAAACGCCCACCGACCUCCGCCGAUGCCUCUGGCUACAGCACCAUUCCGGGAGCGGAUGCCAAUCACAACUAUGCCAGCAUCCUGGAGACGAAGGCCGCUGCCGAGACGGAUCAUUAUGCGCGGAUAGCGGAGAAUGCAGUGGCUGCCGGAACACCUGGCAGCGGCAGCAGUCGCCUCACCCUCGCCUCGCCCAGCUCAACGUCCAAUUCGGUUUCGCUAAACUCCUCAACGGUGGCCACCAGCACACCCCAAACCUCACAGUAUGAAUCGCUAACGGGCACGGGCAGCGAAACGGAUCCCAACUACGAAUCUGUAUGCUAUCUGACCACAGCAACGACCACGACCAGCACGAGCCCGAGUGGGAUGGAGCCGGGCUACGAGCCGCUGCAAGCGGAACAAGAGUCAGAUACGCAGGCGAGCAGUCCGUUGAGUGCGGCAACCUCUACGCCUAGCGAGCAGUUGCUGGUAGACGACUACUUCCAUGUGUAGCCAUUGAACAGUGGCCAGUGAGCUGGAUCUCCCCUCAUUUUUUGCUUAGCAAUCCCUCAUGCACAUAUCAUCCAUUCGAUGCACCAGAAGCACCCCUCCCCCAUUCACCCAUAUUAUAUCGCAGUUACGAACUGCGCUCGCUCAGCGACUGCUAGAGAAGGUCACCGACCCCGCGGGCAGAUCGGUGAACAUACUAUCUUCUCUCUCCUCAUCACUCACAGCUUCAUAUCGGUUUGCCCUUUAGAAUAUAGAUAUAUAGCUUAGCUUUAGGUUGACUUUGUGUACAAACUAUUUGUAUGACCCACGACAAUGGCUUCCGAGCGAGCGAGAGUGGGUAAUCUGCUCGACUAUGAUGAUGAUUACCCAAUCUCAGUAACCCAGUGCGUCCUAUUUUUUGUAGGUAAAUUAACGCUCCAUUUGUUUAAAUCGAAAUAAGCACAAUGCUGGUUAAGGGCGGCAAGGAGGAUGAGUACAUACAUACCUACUAUACAUACAUAUGUAUAUUAUAUAUAUAUUUUUAUAUGUUUUGGCGUUUUUGCUGCUUUUUUACUUUACUGAUACAUGUCCGGUAUAUAGGCAAGCCAAGUAUUUGUAAUUGAUAAAUGUUAAUGGAACACACACUUCCAAGUAUUCAACCAACAAGCAACUAAGAUAAAAUGUUCAAUAAAUUAUUGAUGACUCACAA
Messenger RNA from Drosophila kikkawai, 3484 nucleotides. RefSeq names its product platelet binding protein GspB. The record is from RefSeq and is a predicted model, not a curated record. NCBI's taxonomy places the organism in Eukaryota, Metazoa, Arthropoda, Insecta, Diptera, Drosophilidae.